CGCAGAAGGCGUCGGGGGAAAAGUGCAUGUGCAAGCAGAACUAAGAAAGUUCGCAGACCCGAGGUGCAGGAUGUCCCGUUAAGGAGAAAAAAAAUCCUGCUGAGGAGCAGAAGCAACACAAGCUGACGGGCUGAAAGGACUGCGAACGGCACUUACCGCACAAGAUAUACUGUUAACCAGAGAAAAUGGGCUUUCCGACGAUAUUCAGUUGUCGUCGGAGUCUUCUCAAAUUGUUUUUGCUUCACUUCAUCGCGUUCCAAACAGUAAAUGCUCGCCCUUCUCCUAUUAUCAGGUUUCCCGGAGACGAUACCCCCAGAACAGACAAAGAAGUUGCUUUGCAUUAUCUAAACAAGUUUUAUGGAUGCCCACAAGACAGAUGUAAUCUUAUGGUGCUCAAGGAUACCCUGAAGAAAAUGCAAAAGUUUUUUUCUCUGCAAGAAACUGGAGAGAUUGAUGCCAAAACUGUAGAGAUCAUGAAAAAACCCCGCUGCGGUGUCCCAGAUGUGGCCAAUUAUAACUUCUUCCACAGAAAACCCAAAUGGCAGAACAAGGACGUCACCUACAGAAUCCUGGGUUACACUCCAGAUCUGGAUGAAGAAGUCAUAAAUGAUGCUUUCUUCAGGGCCUUCAAAGUAUGGAGUGAUGUCACGCCACUCACUUUUACUCGCAUCAUGGAUGGAGAAGCAGACAUCAUGAUUAAUUUUGGCCGCAAUGUGGUGAAGGCGAAAUUUGGCAAUGCUGAUGGCGAGUUUUGUAAAUUCCCUUUCCUGUUCAUGGGCACUGAGUACAACAGCUGCACAGCUCAGGGUCGUGAUGACGGUUUCCUAUGGUGUUCCACCACUUACAACUUUGAAGAAGAUGGCAAAUAUGGCUUCUGCCCUCAUGAAUUACUUUUCACCCUGGGUGGAAAUGCAGAAGGGGCUCCAUGUAAAUUCCCCUUCAACUUUCAGGGGGAAAAGUAUGAUGGAUGCACCACAGAGGGCAGAGAUGAUGGUUACCGCUGGUGUGCCACUACUGAGGAUUAUGACCGCGACAAAACGUAUGGCUUUUGCCCUGAAACUGCAAUGUCAACAGUGGGAGGCAAUGCAGAUGGAAGCCCCUGUGCCUUCCCUUUCACCUUCCUGGGAGACACUUAUGAAUCUUGCACCACCUCUGGACGCAGCGAUGGCAAAAUGUGGUGCGCUACCACCAAGAGUUACGAUGAUGACCGCAAAUGGGGCUUCUGUCCUGAUCAAGGCUACAGCCUUUUCCUGGUAGCAGCCCAUGAAUUUGGUCAUGCUCUUGGUUUGGAGCACUCCCAGGACCCCGGUGCACUGAUGGCCCCUGUUUACACUUUUACUAAAGACUUCAGGCUCUCCAAUGAUGACAUCAAAGGCAUCCAGGAGUUGUAUGGUGUGCCAACAGACAAGCCUUUGCCUCCAACCCAGGGUCCUGUCACUCCAAUGGAUAUCUGUAAUGAGCCAGUGAUCUUUGAUGCUGUAGCACAGAUCAGAGGAGAAACAUUCUUCUUCAAAGACAGGUUCCUGUUCAGGUCAGUCAACUUUAGAAGCAAACCCAAUGGACCAAUGCUAGUGGCCACCUACUGGCCCGACCUGCCUGCCAAGAUAGAUGCUGCCUAUGAAAAUCCAGAGGAAAAAACAGUCUUCUUUGCAGGCAAUGAAAUUUGGAUGUAUAGAGCUGAUCAGUUGGAGACAGGCUACCCGAAAAGGUUGUCCAGCCUUGGCCUCCCCACUGACCUGCAGCAAAUCGAUGCCGCCUUCAACUUUAGGAAGAACAGGAAGACUUACUUCUUUGCUGGAGACAAAUUCUGGAGAUAUGAUGAGACCAGCAAGACAAUGGACUCUGGCUUCCCAAAACUUAUUGCGGAUUCCUGGAAUGGCAUCCCAGAUGGCAUUGACUCUGCCUUCAGUCUUAAUGGCAUUGACUACAGCUACUUCUUCAAAGGCAACCACUAUUUCAAACUAGAAGACAGCAGCUUGAAGAUCGUGAAGUUGGGUGAAAUCACAAAGGACUGGCUCGGAUGUUGAACAUUUCCAAAGUGUCUCACAACUAACUUGUGUAAUGGUGACCUCUUGAGCCUCAUGAGGACAUUAUUGUAGUAUUGAACACAACUUAAGGUCGCUGCAGUGAAAACUGUUGUAAUUUUUCUAUCAUGGCAACUCUGCACGCUUUCCUGCAGCCUGUAUAACCGGUCUCCAGAUUUGUAGAACGCCACCUCUGAACCUUCUUCGUAGGCUGAACAUAUGCAACUGGAUCUUUGCUACAUUUCUCUGUGACUUUGACAUUUUAUUUGUUAUGCUGUUAUGCAGAUUUAUUACAAUAUGCACCCCAUCUUUUAUUAUUUUAUAGAUUUUUUUUUUUCCAAGUCAGACAUCAGGUAUGUCCACACUGCUUUAAAUGCAGUGCUAUACUGUGCUGGUCAAUAUUGCCUUUUUAUACAAAUUUGAUUUCUUUAACACCAUAUGAGGAAAUCAUGUUGGCUUAGAAUUAUUUCAGUGUAAUAAGUGCCGUUUUAUAAUUGUAUCUGUUUAAUUACUUUUCUCAUUGUUGUGCACUACAUUUGAAAGAAUGAAUUUGCACAAUGUGACCGAAAAUGGUGCUUUUAGAGAUCGCUUUUUGCAUAUAGUCCUAUAUACAUUAUAUUCUGUAUAACUAUGUCUGAUCGGACUACUUAGUAUCCUCUGGAUGUAUAAAAGUAGUAUUCCCAGACACAUUAUCCUUCAUUUGGUUAGCACUUUGUUUAGGACUAUACAAGGGAGUGGCACAAUAGGAAGACCAAAUUAUUCCCGUGUCAACUCCAUGUUACAUUUCCCUACACUAACGGUACAGAAAGAUUAAUGGCACAGGUUGCCUCUAGAGGCUGUAUAGGUUUCAUGCAUAAUGGAACCAUGACAAGAGUACCGCAGUAGUAUUGCUUAAUUAUCUUUUUUACAUGUUUUUUUUCCUUGUGAUGGUUUGUUUAUGCUUUUUGCACUGUCAUCAAUAAAGAUGGUCAAUAUAAUAAAUCUA
Molecule: messenger RNA, 3009 nt
Organism: Neolamprologus brichardi
Lineage: Eukaryota; Metazoa; Chordata; Actinopteri; Cichliformes; Cichlidae
Source: RefSeq, a predicted model, not a curated record